CAUUCUUUUAUCAUCUUCGCGCAUCGGCUCUGACACGUACCACUUUGUUUUUCGCAUCAAAUAAAAACUUGUUUUACCGUAAUUUUUAUUGGAUUUCAUGCACAAAGUGCAUCUAACCGCUAUGUUCCGCUAGUAGGAGACCUGUUGCCGGUGAAAUUCAGAAGAUUGUUUGCGGGGCAAGAGUGAUUUGGAAAGUUUUGUUUUCGCAACGCCCAUAGCAUCGAAAAGAAAGACCAUCGAAAUGGAAACAUUUGGCAUUGUACUGCUAGUGUUGGUUGCGGCAGCUAGGACUACUGCUGCGGCGGAAAUUAACUCCGGUGGGCCACAAAAUGGGCCUCUCAAAUUACUGGAUAAGGAAGGCUGCUCUCAGCUAAGGGCGCUGUGUCCGAAUGUGCCAAACGAAGCGGAGGAUCUCAAAGCGCUGGAAUGCGUCCAAAGUCUGUCCCAGGAGCAGGUGGACGCACUGACCGAUGACUGUCAGCAUCUGAUUUGGAGUCAUACGUUGUCCUUGAUGGACGACCGGAAUAUUCAGCGGUUGGUGCAGAAGGGAUGUCCAAAGCAUUAUGAAAAGUUUCCCUGCACCGUCAAGUCCGAUCCGGGUCAGUUUCUGGCCUGCGUAAUCGACAACCGGGAUUCUAUUAAGGGUGAUGGAUGUCGCCAAUACAUCCAGCGGCUGGAAUAUGUAGCCUUUUCCGACUAUCGGCUGAUUCGACACUUUCUGAAAGAUUGUACCAGGGACAUUGAAUCGCUGGGCUGCGGAAGAAUCAGCAACGAUGAUAACAAAGUUUCACAGGGCGAAACCAUAUCGUGUUUGCAGAAUCGUUUGGACCGUUUGAAUGGAGACUGCAAGCGGGGAGUUUUGCACCUGUCCGAGAUUCAAGCCGAUGAUGUAAAGCUGGAUAGGCAGCUUUUUCUUUCGUGUGCAGUUGAUGCCAUUCGGUUCUGCCCGUCGACUCCGCAAGGAACUCAGCUAGUGUUAAGAUGCUUGAUGAAGAAUCGAAACGACGUCCGAAUGACGGAUCAUUGUCAGAAGCAGUUGCUGCGGAGGGAACGUCUUAUUGCUCACGACUACAAAAUGAGUAAAGGUUUAACGCGGGCGUGUAAAGAUGAUAUUAAACUGCAUCGGUGUCGUCGGGGAGUAUCGGACGAUAAAGAUGUACGCUUGGCGCAAAUUCUGCUCUGUUUGGAAGCCGUUCAGAAGAAUAACACGAAACUAGCACAGGAUUGUGUGUCGGAGAUUAACGACCACCGACGAAUGCUGAUGGAAGAUUAUAAACUUUCGCCGGAGAUUUUGACCGGCUGCGCUGACGAUAUCGACAAGUUCUGCAGUAAUUUGGAUGCUGGGGGCAAAACGAUUCACUGUUUGAUGGAUCAUGCUAGACCGAAGAAGAAGAAGGAACGCCGCGUAACGGAGAUUUGCCAGCGUGCUCUGGAAACACUGGUGAAAGUGGCCGAUGUUGGAGAGGACUGGCGAGUUGAUCCCGUGUUGCGGAAGGCUUGUAAGCCCGUAGUCGACGUUGCAUGUGUCGAUACAGAGGGAGGGGAUGCCCGAGUUAUGUCCUGCUUGAUGGAGAAGCUUGGGACGAAUUUUAUGACCGCGGAAUGCGAAUCAGCUUUGCUGCAGAUUGAGUACUUUGUUGCGAGGGAUUUUAAGUUGGAUCCUCAACUGUACAGAAAUUGCAAAGACGACGCUAUUCGAUUCUGCCGGGCAAAGAAAACCUGGGCUGAUGUGGAUACCGCCCAAAUGGAUCCGGAGCGAGGUCCUCUAAUUUUACCCUGUCUGCACCGGUACGCCUAUCACCCUGAGAAGGAUAUGCAACUGAAACAGGAAUGCUUCCAGGAAGUGAAACGUGUCAUGCGACAGCGUGCUCGUUCGGUCGAUCUGAUCCCUGAGGUCGAGGACGAAUGCAUUGACGAUUUGGCUUACUUUUGUUCGGAUAAAACCGGCAAAGGUGAGGAGAUGCUCUGUUUGCAGGAAAAUUUGGAAAAAUUGCAGCAAAAGUGCAAGGAUGCCGUUAGUACCUACACCGAAGAGGAGGCAGCUCAUAUUGAGUUAAAUCCAGUGAUUAUGGCCGUUUGCGGUGAUGCCAUGCAGAAGCAUUGUUCGGAAAUUUUGAAAACCGGAAAAGAUGAAGGCGAUGUAAUGGAAUGUCUUAUUUCGUACAAAAACGAUCCGGAUCUGCGAAACGAUGUCAAGUGUCGGUCGGCGAUUGAGCACUUUCAAAUCAUCACACUCAAAAACUACCACUUUACGUACAAAUUUAAGGAAGCCUGUCGUCCGUAUGUCACUCGAUUCUGUCCACAGAGCAACACCAAGUACGACGUAGUCGCUUGUCUCAGCGAAGUGAUGCGAAACGAUACCAUCAAGGGGGCAAAGCAUUCCAUUCCGAAGGAAUGCCGGCAACAGGUACGGGCUCAGCUCUACCAGCAGCGGGAGAAUAUCGAUUUUGAUCCGAAGCUGAAGGCUGCCUGCCGGGAGGAAAUCAACACCUACUGUUUCAACAUUCCGCACGGAUCCGGCCAGGUGAAUAAUAACAAUGUCUUGGAAUGUCUGCAGACGCAUCACGGAAAGCUUGGGGAGCAAUGUCAGCACAUGCUGUUCUCGAUCAAAAAAUCCGAGCUCAGCGACAGUACCACCGAUUACAUGCUACUGAAUACGUGCAAGGAAAUGAUUCACCAGUACUGUCGGGAUGGGGAACCGGCGGCAAUCUUGAAUUGUCUGAAGAUCCACAAGGACGAGAAUCUGUUCGACGCGAAAUGUCAUCUGGUGGUGGUGAAUCGAAUGAUCGAGCAGAACAUGGACUACCGGUUCAAUCCGACGUUGCAGAAUGCUUGCGCGAGGGAUAUUGCUGAUCACUGUACGGACAUUGUGGCCAGUGCGAAAGCGAACGAGGAACUGAACGGAAAAGUGAUCGGGUGCUUGAAGAACAAGUUCCGUGAAGGGAAGUUACAUACGGAUUGUGAGAAGCAGAUGACGGAGGUUUUGCACGAGCAGGCGUUGAACUACAAGUUGAAUCCGUUGCUGCAGAGUGUAUGCCGGGACGAAAUUCAGGUGUUGUGUAGCUUGUCGGUCGAGUCGGGAGCCGUGGAGGAUUAUGGUAAGGUGGAGGAAUGUUUAAAACAAGCCUUCCUUGAUAAAAAGCUGGUUAAUCGCGCCUGCAAAGUAGAGGUAGCCGAAUUGAUACAAGAGGGUAAGGCUGAUAUAUAUGCCGAUCCGAUGCUGCAGCGUGUGUGUGCGGUGGAUUUGCUCAAAUAUUGCUCCAACGUGCAGAGCGGAAACGGAAGACUUCUAAAAUGCUUAGAGGUAAUCCUGCAAGACGAAUCAAAAGCACUGGAUGAUGAAUGUAAAACCACGUUAGUAAAACGGAUGGAAAUGUUUCGUAAUGCGGCUGUGGUGAUUCCGCAGGCUGAAAGUUUCAGUCAGCUGUACACACAGGUGAUACGCUCACCAUCGAAGCACUAUUUCAUGCUGGUGUUGCUCAGUUUUGUAGGCUUCAUCUUCAUCUUUGGAUUGCUGUGCGGGCGUGUUACGCGACGGACGAUUGCCAUGAAGAACAAGUAGUCACGAAGGUGCCGAUCGUUCCGGCCUAGAAACACACCAAAACUGGUCGCUUAUUUGUAAGUUAGAGUACUUUGGCUUUCGAUAACUUUCUUUAGCUAAACUGAACGGAACGAAUGCUGCUGAGUGUAAUUGAUCCUUCCAACCCCCUCAACACCCGCCAGUCGUUAUACGUGUCCGUGUUAUGUGAUUAUAGUUAAGGAUAUUUUUUAUCAAACAUCUUCGGGCAGCUCGACGACCAGUGAUAACUAUUACUUCAAAGGCAUUUUGCAGCAACUAACUAUCCCUUUAUCAACUGCUGCUUAAUUUGAUGCGAUACAUAUUUUACCAAUGUGUUUUUGAAAUAUUGCUCCUGAAUUUUGUAAUAUACUUUUUUCAAAUAGUUAGAAACUUGUGCUGUAUACCACUCUACUAGCGAUUAAACAAUAUCAAUCAGAAACACAAUAAAACUUUAUUUAGAGUGUUGACCGAGAAUAAACUACUAACGAAUGUAAAACAAAAAUAUAACAUCAUAGAAGACAUUUUAUACGUAGUUUUUAACUUAUCAUUGUAAGGAUCACAAUUAGAAUGAAAUAAAAGAAAGUUACAUAAAA
Molecule: messenger RNA, 4152 nt
Organism: Topomyia yanbarensis
Lineage: Eukaryota; Metazoa; Arthropoda; Insecta; Diptera; Culicidae
Product: Golgi apparatus protein 1-like
Exons: 6
Coding region: 242-3562 (1106 amino acids)
Cellular component (GO): Golgi membrane
Molecular function (GO): fibroblast growth factor binding
Source: RefSeq, a predicted model, not a curated record